AUGCAUGUGCAGCCAUACAGUGCACAUAGAAUGGGUAAAAUGUAUACACAGCAUAGACGGUGCAGUGUGAUAAUGGAAAGACAUACCGUUCUUAAGCUCGACAGAGACCGUUUCAUUUGUCAAUUUCAUAAGAAACCUGCAACAAUCAGCGGUGUUUUUGAGCGCAUACAACACACCUUACGAGCUUCAUUUUUGUCUGCACUGAAUAGGGAACGUUGCCAUGGCAUACCUGAGGACUACGGAAGCGCAACAAGCAGAAGAUGGGCAAAGGCAGCAAUAGUGAUUGGGAGAAAAAUACACAAAACAGAAGAGAAAAAGCACAAAGAAGGAGAAGACAGGCUGUGUUAA
Messenger RNA from Pneumocystis jirovecii RU7, 348 nucleotides. RefSeq lists its product as uncharacterized. Lineage: Eukaryota; Fungi; Ascomycota; Pneumocystomycetes; Pneumocystales; Pneumocystaceae. Bases 1 to 348 code for a protein of 115 amino acids. The record is from RefSeq and is a predicted model, not a curated record. The transcript is spliced from 2 exons.